AUAGCAGUACUACCUUAACCUUGGUCACCACUGCCUUAAGCUCUGACUGCACUUUGAUCAAACUUUGUGCCACUCACUACUCUGACUUUGCAAGUUUGACGACUGCAGACAGGACCACACGUAUGCUUGAGUACCUUGACUGUGUUAAUACUGAGGUUACAUGAUGAGGAAGAGAGGUGCUAAAGCGGACAAGUCCUCCAUGCGCAGUAAGGCACAGGCGGCUGACAGGGUGCAGAAGAAAGAGGAGACAUCGUGGUUGAAAAGAGGCGUAUUGGCCCUUCUGAUCAUGCUUGUUUUUGGGCCUUACUUGCUGACCAAACUCCCAGAAUUAAUCCAGCAUGGUGUUUAUGCUCACAGAAUCAGGCUGCCUUUCUUCAUUGACCUGAGCCAACCUGCAGACUUCUCUCAGAAUCACACCGUCAACAUGUUCUUAACAUCAGAGGAGGGGAUCUCCUUCGGUGUAUGGCACACAGUCCCUGAAAGCCUGUGGAAAGAGGCCCAGGGGAAGGACUUGGCUUGGUACCAUAAGAGUUUAGGUGAUGGGAGGCCAGUUUUCAUCUAUCUUCAUGGUAACACGGGCACAAGGGCAGCGCCUCAUCGGGUGGGAGUGGCAAAAAUAUUGAGUACACUGGAAUACCAUGUGCUGGUGCCUGAGUACAGAGGGUUUGGAGAUUCCACUGGAGAGCCGACUGAAGCUGGUCUGACCUCUGAUGCCCUCUACUUGUACAACUGGGUGAAAGCACGCAGUGGAAAGAGCCGGGUGGUCAUCUGGGGACACUCUCUGGGCACAGGUGUGGCGACUAACACAGCUGUCAAACUGGUUGAGAAAGGGGAAGUUUUCGAUGGCGUCAUCCUUGAGGGUGCUUUUAGUUCCGCUCGACAGAAGAUUACAGAACACCCCUUUUCUUGGUAUUACUGGAAACUUCCAGGUGUGGGUUUGUUUCUCCCAGAGCCAUGGGCAGAUAACAAGGUUGUGUUUCCUACUGACGAAAACUUGAAGAAGAUGAAGAGCCCGAUCCUCUUCCUUCAUUCAGAGGACGAUCACUUAGUUCCCAUUCAGAUUGCUCAGCAGAUGCAUGAGGCGGCAGCCAAUGCCCAGAAUGCCGAGCGAGUCAAGCUGGUGCAGUUUGAUGGUUCUCUGGGGUACUUACACAACGGCUUAUACAGAGAUCCCCAGCUGCCCGACAUCCUAAAGAAGUUUGUGGGGUCAUUGUAAUGCUCGACGAAUGAGAUGGAGAAGAUUGCCAAAGUAAAGAACACUGAUUCCCUCUGAUCACACACUACAUUCAUAUGAACUGUUUGUAUUACUGUUGAAUAAAUAUGUAAUUAUGUUCCAUAACAGAUUUUUUUAGAAAUGAUUUUUCCCUAAAAUGGUACUUUAUUCUUCAUAAUGAAAACGAGCAGUAACUUUUUUAUUACAAUCCCAGUUUGGGUGAGCAGAUGUUGCAGCAUGUGGUGAUAAUGCCCAUCUAUGAACUAUAUAAUUAGGAUGGUAGGCUUGCAUUUUUUUAACGGUGCAAUGAGAACAGCUUGGGGAAAACGUGAAUCUUGAUGCUGAUAUGUUUGUGCAAAUCACCGUGGAGAGUCAGUUCAAACUGCUGAGGCUUAAAGAAGGGUUUGUGCUGAUCACAAGAUCCUGUGAUAUGAAUUAAAGGAGUACUGAGAGUUG
Molecule: messenger RNA, 1669 nt
Organism: Notolabrus celidotus (New Zealand spotty)
Lineage: Eukaryota; Metazoa; Chordata; Actinopteri; Labriformes; Labridae
Exons: 13
Coding region: 161-1216 (351 amino acids)
Biological process (GO): monoacylglycerol catabolic process; phosphatidylserine catabolic process
Cellular component (GO): endoplasmic reticulum membrane
Molecular function (GO): phosphatidylcholine lysophospholipase A1 activity; monoacylglycerol lipase activity
Source: RefSeq, a predicted model, not a curated record